AUGCCAUCCGCAACAAAAACGCCACUUUAUGAGCCCGAGGAAGUCCCGCGCAUAAAAAACGCGAAACGGCUUACCAAGACGCGCACAAAGCAGCUUGUCAAGGCCGCGUCGCGGGACGGGGAUGACCCGCCUCCGAAACCGGGGCUGGGGGAGUGCUGUGGGAGUUCGUGCGACCCGUGUGUUAAUGAUCUUUGGAGGGAGGAGUUGGCUUGUUGGAGGGAGAGAUGGGGGGUUGACGCGGAGGGUAAAAGCGCUGGUGGGGAUGGGAAGGACGUCACGGAAGCCAAAGAGGUGAAGCAAGUGAAGAAAAUGCCAGGAAGUUUUGACUGGUAG
Molecule: messenger RNA, 333 nt
Organism: Aspergillus puulaauensis
Lineage: Eukaryota; Fungi; Ascomycota; Eurotiomycetes; Eurotiales; Aspergillaceae
Exons: 1
Coding region: 1-333 (110 amino acids)
Source: RefSeq, a predicted model, not a curated record